This is a messenger RNA of Echinops telfairi (small Madagascar hedgehog), 2114 nucleotides long. Its product is annotated as SEC14-like protein 3. The transcript has 10 exons. NCBI's taxonomy places the organism in Eukaryota, Metazoa, Chordata, Mammalia, Afrosoricida, Tenrecidae. Gene Ontology annotation, cellular component: cytoplasm; nuclear speck. The record is from RefSeq and is a predicted model, not a curated record.
AUGAGCGGCCGCGUCGGAGACCUGAGCCCCAAGCAGGCGGAGACCCUGGCCAAGUUCCGAGAAAACGUCCAGGAUGUGCUGCCGGCCCUUCCCAACCCUGACGACUACUUCCUCCUGCGCUGGCUCCGAGCUCGGAGCUUUGACCUCCAGAAGUCCGAGGCCAUGCUCCGCAAGGUAUGUCAUGUCAAGUUUGGGGUAUCUUCCCAUGCCCAGGUGAUCCAGAAGUUCAUGCCCGGAGGGCUCUGUGGUUAUGACCGAGACGGCUGUCCUGUGUGGUACGACAUCAUUGGGCCCCUCGACCCCAAGGGGCUGCUCUUCUCUGCCACCAAGCAGGACCUGCUCAAGACCAAGAUGCGGGACUGCGAGCGCAUCCUGCACGAAUGCGACCUGCAGACUGAGAGGGUGAGGCCCGCCCAGCAAGGGAGGAGGGCUCGACAAGGGGAAGGAACUGGGAACAGGAGAAAGUGAGGCAUGGGCUCUGAUGGGUCUCUCUUGGUUCCACAGUUCUUUGGACUUCUUGAAGAGAAUUAUCCAGAGACUCUGAAGUUCAUGCUCAUCGUGAAAGCCACCAAGCUGUUCCCCGUGGGCUACAACCUCAUGAAGCCCUUCUUGAGUGAAGACACCCGCAGGAAAAUCAUUGUCCUGGGAAACAACUGGAAGGAAGGUUUGCUGAAGCUCAUCAGUCCCGAGGAAUUGCCCGCCCAGUUUGGGGGAACCCUGACUGACCCAGAUGGAAACCCCAAAUGUUUAACCAAGAUCAACUAUGGCGGGGAGAUCCCCAAGUCCAUGUACGUGCGGGACCAAGUGAAGACCCAGUAUGAGCACUCGGUGCAGAUCAGCCGCGGCUCCUCGCACCAGGUGGAGUACGAGAUCCUGUUCCCUGGAUGUGUCCUGAGGUGGCAGUUCUCUUCAGACGGGGCCGACAUCGGCUUCGGGGUCUUCCUGAAGACCAAGAUGGGGGAGCGGCAGCGGGCCGGUGAGAUGACCGAGGUGCUGACCAGCCAGCGCUACAACGCCCACAUGGUGCCCGAGGACGGAAGCCUCACCUGCUCGGAAGCCGGAGUCUAUGUCCUGCGCUUUGACAACACCUACAGCUUUGUUCACACCAAGAAGGUCAGCUUUACGGUGGAGGUGCUUCUCCCGGACGAGGGCAUGCAGAAGUACGACAAGGAGCUGACCCCUGUCUAGAUGGCGCACUUCCAAGAUCCCCCUGCUUUCUACCAUCUGUCUAUCUAGCCAUCCUUCCCAACCCCCACCACCUGAUCAUUAGUCCUCCAGACUCUGUGGGAAGGGCUGCCUUGUGGAAGAUCCACAUGCUGUGGUCAGAUUAGGAAAGAUAUGAGAGGCACAGCCGUGGAGGAUAGCAAUGCUUUAGAAGAGUGAAAAGGGUGAAGUAAGAGAUGAGAUGUCACUGAACCCCUCAAGAAAUAGGAAAAUGAAGCCCCUCACCUUUGUCCUGAGCUCUUGUAAGACGUUUGUAAGUGACCCAAUUACCUUCCUUGUAGGCUGUGAGCUCCCUUGACUUGGAGAGUGGUCUAAAUUCAUUUGCACCCCACCCCACCCCCUGUCCAUUUGUUGUUGGUGGUGGGUGUGCUGUUGCAUAGAUUCCAAUACAUAGCAACCCUAAGCAACAAUUGCCCCCUAGGUUUUCCAAGACUGCGAGUUUUAACAGAGCAGUGGUCAGGCCUUGCUCCGGGUGGGUUCAAACCACGCGCUCUUCACUGUCCACUACCACACCCAGUGCAUGUGUGUGGCUUUGAAAGGAGAGCUGGGCAGUGGGACGCGGUGACGCAUGGGUGUGCAGGAUGGGGUGGAGCCCAGGUCAAGGCCAGUUUCAGCACCUUGGACAGGGGCCACCAAGGCAAGGUGGAGACGGACUGUCUCCUGAAAGAACCAGGUGACCCAGCCCUACCUCGUUUCUGUCAGUGAAUGAAUAUUUUUUGUGGGGGAUGGGGGGCAGCCACAGGGCCAUGACCCUUUGACAGGAGGUGCUACGUCUGGUAUCACACAGCUUUCCUCACCUGCCAUUCUCCCCCGCUCCCCCUAGAGCUCACAGUUUGUGUUUCACGUAAUCAAGCGGCUUUCUGGGAAGCAAAGGAGCUCUAACGCCCACU